Messenger RNA from Talaromyces rugulosus, 945 nucleotides. RefSeq lists its product as uncharacterized. NCBI's taxonomy places the organism in Eukaryota, Fungi, Ascomycota, Eurotiomycetes, Eurotiales, Trichocomaceae. The record is from RefSeq and is a predicted model, not a curated record. The transcript is spliced from 2 exons. The coding region runs from base 1 to 945 and encodes 314 amino acids.
AUGACUUCAGCAUCUCCUCGUCGGCCGCCGCCUGCAUACACUGCGCCGAGCACGUCCACAGUCCACGCAUCUUCACAAGUAUACCGAGAUGUAGCUGCAACAGCCGCUCGGCCAGACGCACGCAUUCUCGAAACAUCAUUCACAAUCCGGCCAUGCUCCGGCCAAGCGUGGAUCGUGCGGGCAGGCCAGGUGUGCCGACUGACGACGCCACAGGGCCCGCAAGUAGGCGACUUGAACAUCUGGAACGCAAACAAUCCGCGCGAACGCAUGUGGGCAGCGCGUACUCGGCAAAUCCACAGCUCACACGUCUCCGUCGGGGACCGGCUGUGGUCGAAUUUGCCUUAUCUGCGGCCGCUGGUCACCAUCACUGGCGAUUCCCUCGGAGGCGGGCAGCUCGACCAGGUGCUGGAUGAGGAGGGCAAGCGGCGAGAGGGCACUGAGUUUGGCACGACAAAAUGGGGUGGCCGUGUGCAUGACCUGCUGGGCACGCGCUGCGACCCGUAUGUCAACCUGCUGAUGGGCGGCGAGAGCUUCGACUUUCACUGCCACUCGAACCUGACGCGAGCGGUAGUGCCGUACAGCUUGACAGAGCUGGAUGUGCACGACGUGUUGAAUGUCUUCCAGGUGACGGGGCUAGACGAGCAGGGCAAGUAUUUCAUGGAGGCGUCGCCGGCCAAGGCGGGCGAGUACUUUGAGUUCUUCGCCGAGGUGGAUGUGCUGUGUGCGCUUUCUGCGUGUCCGGGAGGAGACUUGUCGCAGUGGGGAUGGGAGGGCAAAGAGGGAAGCGACAUGGCCGCGACGUGUCGUCCGCUGGGCGUCGAGGUCUACCGCAUGGUCAACGCGCGCCUGCUCGAUGGCUGGACGCAGCCUGCCUGCGCUCCGUACAAGGGCAUGCAUGGUCUGAGGAUGCCUGUCAGAGAAGAUGAUGGCUAUGUGGGGAAUUAG